Acanthamoeba castellanii str. Neff is the source of this 537-nucleotide messenger RNA. RefSeq lists its product as uncharacterized. The record is from RefSeq and is a predicted model, not a curated record. Lineage: Eukaryota; Discosea; Longamoebia; Acanthamoebidae. Gene Ontology annotation, molecular function: deaminase activity. The transcript is spliced from 4 exons. Gene Ontology annotation, cellular component: cytosol. Bases 1 to 537 code for a protein of 178 amino acids.
AUGUUGGCCACGCGAGCCACAGCCCCCGCCGAGAAGAAACCGCGGGCGAAGAGGACUUCAGCAUCGCUGCCCAAGCAAGCUGCGGGGCACCACCAGGUUGUGUCCACUGCACUGGCGCCUGCGGCUAUCGGCCCGUACUCGCAAGCGGUCGUUGCCACCGGUCCCUUCCUCUUCGUCAGCGGCUGCAUCGGCCUUCACCCCCAGACGAUGGACUUCACGGGCGCCGACGUGAGCACCCAGACCGAGCAAGUGAUGCAGAACAUGGGUGCCAUCUUGGAGGCCGGCGGAUCGUCCUUCGCCGAGGUGGUUAAGUGCACCAUCCUCCUCACCGACAUGCAGCACUUCGCCACCGUCAACGACAUCUACGCCAAGUACUUCCCGAGAGACCCACCGGCUCGGGCCACGUUUGCGACCAACGGUCUCCCCAAGGGCGCGCUGGUGGAGAUUGAGUGUAUCGCCUCACUCGCACAGAAGACGACGAGAACCAGGAAGGCCGGCACCACGUCGGGAAGAGGCAAGGCGAAGCAGGAGCCGUAA